Messenger RNA from Ruditapes philippinarum (Manila clam), 4924 nucleotides. RefSeq lists its product as uncharacterized. The transcript is spliced from 4 exons. The record is from RefSeq and is a predicted model, not a curated record. Gene Ontology annotation, biological process: signal transduction. Gene Ontology annotation, molecular function: protein binding. The coding region runs from base 666 to 1340 and encodes 224 amino acids. Lineage: Eukaryota; Metazoa; Mollusca; Bivalvia; Venerida; Veneridae.
ACAUUGUCCAGAAAAUACAUAUAGAUUGCUUUUCCUACAUGAGGGUAGGGUAAAAUUAAGAAGUAAUGUAUCUCUAACAGUGAUUUUAUCGCUCAAUAAAAUCACUUUUUGGAGUUCAGAUGCUAGAAAUUAUAUCACGAGGGUGUAGGCUGAGUGAUAUAAUGAUGAUCAUCCGAACGACAAACAAUGAUUCAAUAAAGCGAUAAAAAUCACCUUUAUGGAUAUAAUAUUUCGAUUCUAUCACGACAUCAACAAAUAAAUGCUGCUGAUAUUAAGCUAAAUUGCUCCUUAUUUGUUUCCGUAUUCAUUUUCAGCGCGUCACAUUUUAGUGGUUACGUCAUGUGUAUAAUUAUUACGUGACAUGUCUGAAUAUAGAACGUCAAACUGUGAUUUUAUUGCAUAAUGGGGGGAAAAUGCGGGUCGUGUUAGAAUUGUGAAUAAUUGAUGCAAUGCUUGAAAUAUUAAUAGAUAUUGUGAUUUUGUUUUCACAUGACAGUAUGUUAAUUCUCUCAAAUUUUAUAAUAUCUGAUUAUAAAUUACAAAUGCAGUAGUUUACAAUGAUACCAUUAUGGCUUAAAAGUUGCGUUUUGGGCCACAUCGAUGAAGGUUUCCGUCUUCUGCAGUUCCUCCAUCGCGCCGUGUAGUUUCGUUUGUAUCCCGUUUGUAUGCACGUUUUGGAACGAUUGUACAUUGUUAUCAGUGUAAUGUUGUUUGAUAGCCAUAUCUUAUCUAACCAUAAUUGCGACACCUUUUCUUACUUUUCAGUUGCCUAUGAAGAGAUGUCUCAAUACAUUGAGAAUAUCCGAAGAAAUCGGCUCAUGGAGAAACUCAAGCUAUUCUUAAUUCUGUUAGCUUUCCUCCUUCAUUCCGGCAACGAUGACUACAAACAUCUUGCAAGACCAGAAAGAGGGCAGAUCAAUUGCAUUACUGUAUAUCUGCUUGGAAAUGAUGGGGCUCAUUCUUACAAUGGAAAUGGAAUACUGUUAACAACAACAAGAAGAUAUACUCGAUUAACUAACGAGGAACUUCUUGACGAGAUUCGACCUGCAAACCUUCCGCUUGAUGUCCUUCAGCGACAACCAACAGACAGAGAGAUAGGAAGAAUGUCGGGGAGAAUAGGACAAGAGUAUCGUCUACUCGCCUAUGAGUUGGGACUAACACGUGUACAGUUGGAUCACUUGACAUUAGACUGUCCAACUACUUUACUACGAAUAGAGAGAAUGUUUUUUAUAUGGAGGGAUGAAAUGGAAGGCAAUGCAACCUUUGAAAUACUUGUAAAUGCGAUGGGUAUGCAUGGUAUCAAUACAGACAUCGUUAACCAAAGUUUGGAGAGGGCCUGAUUUCAGUUUCAUUCCCAACACUUCCUGAUCAAGCUUGGUCAGCUUAUAUUGUGUAACUUUACGCUCUCAUUUUUACUUCUUAUAAAAUAUCGCAUAUCAAUACAUUUCUUUGACAUAAUGUCCCUUAUUUUGAAAAGGUAUUUAAAUAGAUUUGUUUAUGCAAAUGUUAAGCUUGCGAGUUAUUGAUCAAAAUCAAGUGAUCAAGGUGACUAAAAUUGUUAUAAUACGCUGUACGCAGUUGAAACUGAAUAUGUGAAAAGAUAUUAGACACUGUUACCAGUCUAAACAAUGCUGUCUUUAAAUUUUUACAGAUGUGAUUUAGCGAAAAAAAAGUGCAUUGCCCCUAUAUUUAAAGGGCAUUGUACUAUUUAAUGUAUUAAUUAUCUUAAAAUGUCGUUUAUAUUAUAGCUUUUGGAAAAAAUGUAGACUUUAUAAAUAAAGCUGUGAUUAUAACAAAAACUUAAUUCCAAAAAGUAACUUCUUAUCGACAUAUAAAGCAGCCAAGGAUUGUCAGAUUGACGCCAGUCAAUUUAAAAAUAAAAAUGAUAGAAUCCUACUUUCACCUUUUAAUUUGAAUAACAAUAGAUUAAACCACAAACAUUUUGUUAUAACAGGGAUUUUGUGGUGAAAUUCUUAUUGUAUCCACUAAUCUGAUUAGUAGAAGUAGACAGGUCAGGGAUCUAUGCAUAUUCUUUGGAUCAUAUCUUAAAAAUGCUAAAAACAUACUCCUACUUAUAAAUUUAAAAAAGAUAUAAGAAUAAAGAAAAAAAAUACAAUAAAAAAAAUCCUUAACAGUUGUAUGCAUUUUUUCUAACAGGUGUGUUUUACAUUAACUUUAAUUUGACUUUAUCUCAAAAUAUGAAAAGGUCUUCUUUCUAUUAACAUGAUAAGUUUAUUACAGUCUUGAAAAUUGUUUAAAAAACUACAUUUUAUUUUAUUUAGUCUUUUUUGUUUUAUACAUUGUUUAGAAGAUUGUAUUUUCUUAUUCACAAGUAUAGAUGUCUACAUCAUAACGUUAUAUAUAUAUAUUGUUGAUGAGAGAGAAGAAAAAGCAUUAUCAUUUGAUCUUUAUACAUGUAUUUCAUUGUGUUACUUUGAUAUUGCUUAUUGGCACAUUAUGCACCAGAAAAUCUUUUUUUAAUUUAUACUUCUCAGAAGCUUUGCAUGGUUCAUGUGUAUUAUUAUAGUUUCCACAAAUAACUCAUAGGUCAAUUACCUGGACCACUUUUUUUCUGUUGCUUUUUGGCAGUAAGUAGAUUCAGAGAAAAUAAGUAAUCUGUAAGGAAGUCAAAAUGGUACUUUGGUUACAUUUUAUGACAAUUAUUUAACAUUAAAAAAAUCAUGUUUGACCUUUCUAUAGAAGUAAAAACAUAUUCGUUUCUGAUGCGUAAUGUAUUUUUAAAACAUGUACUAUCAUUUAUAUAUAUAUAUACGGAUUGGUUAAUAAAACAUUCUUUUUUAUAUGCCUCAUUUCUUAAUAAAUUUAGUCACAUUUGAAACAUUCAUAGUUUUCCCAACAUAUUUUUUGAACUUUUCAUAAGAAUUUUAUAUUAUUAUACUGAAAUGUUUAUCUCAUCGAAACGAUGUCAAGUAUCGGUAUUUCAGGUAUCACUAAGUAUAGGUUAGUGUUUAAUAAUACAUAUAAACAAAAAUAAUUGGUCAAGCCUGCCACAGGCAGGCGACCAAUUAUUUUUGUUAAUGCGUAUUAUUAAACAUUAACCUAUUUAAUGAUCAACAUUCUUUUUUUUUUUCAACCAAAAACAAGGCAUUUCUCUAAAUCACCGAUAGCUCCGCCCUUUCGCUCUACAAGAUGUCUACACCUUGUCAAGUUUCUAAUAUGUCACAAUUAUGGCCCUUUCAACAUAUAAUAAGGCACAUAAUUUACUGAAAUGUCACAGAAUUUAUACCUUUAUCUACAGUACCUCUAUCAUGUUUCUAUAAAAUAUCUGGGGAAAAAAAUCUGAGAAAAAUACAUUAGAGAUUAUUAAUUGAUACAAAUUCGUAUUAGCUUCAAGUUAUUCACUAACGUUUAAAAUCCCUAUUGAUUUGCUCAUUUGAAAAACAGUUGACUUGUUAUUUUUCUGUGUGUCAAUUUAGGUUUACAGUUGGAAGGGGUCCAUUUACAAUGUGUUUUCCAGCCAAAAAUGUAAACAUUGUAUUCUAAUAUCCAAGAUUGUUAAUGCAGUUCAUUCCUAUCAAGUGAAAGAAAAUAAUGUUUUGGUUACUUUUUCUAGAAAAUAUAAAGUUUUAAACAGUCAGAAAUUUAUAACAGACAUUUUUUCUUAGAGUUAAAAGGAUAUAAAACGUUACUAUGUAAUCAUUUAUCUUUGCGUGUCCCACAUGUAUUAUCUAUGUAAUAAAUUAAUUGAUUGAUUGUAUCCUCACAUUUAGAAACACCUGACCUCGUUUAAUUUUUUUACGUUGGCAUUGUAUUGCUUACCUAGAUAUUUUACAAUUCAGAGUGCAAACCACACAUCUAACUCCCCCCUAAUAUAAUGCAUUAUUGAAAUUUGUUAGACUGGUUAGACGACAGACUAAGUAAAUUUUAUUUAGUUUGUACAUAUUAACCAAAUUUAGCCUUAGCAGAAAUUUGGAAAAUACUUCAAUGUGAUUGGACAAAAAAUUAUGUUGAUCAUUAAUCUGAUAUUUAGAAGUAGACAGGUCAGGGGUCUAUGCAUAGUUUUGUUUUCCCUCCCGAUACCGAAGCAUAAAAAUCACCGUCAUCAAUUGUUGUCAAAUAUUUUCUACUAAACAUUAAAGCAGAAGAAAACUGUCAAUAAAAAGCUCAUUUGUUAUCUGCUUUACCUUUUUGUAUUAUAAACAUGCAUUUUUUUUGAUCUUAGCUUCUGAUAAUGCUAAAAACAUAUUCCUACUUGUAAUUCCUUUUUUUUAAAGAAUUAGAUAUACAUGUAGAGUUCGCUUUACUAUAAUAAAAUAAAAUUAAAAUAAUAUUAAACAAUAUUAUAUACAUAUCUUCAUCCGUCUUAUGCCUUUUGUCUUACAGGUGUUUAUUUAGUCUUUUUGUUUUGUUUUUUAUACAUUGUUUAGAAGAGCUUUAAUACACCUUGUAUUUUCUUAUACACAAGAAUAGAUUUCUACAUCAUAACGUUUUAUAUAUGUUUUGUUGGUAAGAGAGAAGAAAAAGCAUUAUCAUUUGUUCUUUAUACAUUUAUUUCAUUGUGUUAUUUUGAUAUUGCUUAUUUGCACAUUAUGCACCAGAAAAUCUUUUUUAAUUUAUACUUCUCAGAAGCUUUGCAUGUUUCAUGUGUAUUAUUAUAGUUUCCUAAAAAAAAUCAUAGGUCAAUUACCUGGACCAUUUUUUUUCUGUUGCCUUUUGGCAGUAAGUACAUUCAGAGAGAUUAAGUAACUGUUUGGAAGUCAAAAUGGUACUUUGGUUACAAUUAUUUAACAUUAAGCACUACGUUCUUCACGUAACAAGCAUUUUACGUUCUCGAAAAUAAUUAUUUUUUAAAUGUUAAAAAAAUUAAUGUAGAAGUAAAAACAUAUUCGUUUCUGAUGCGUAAUGUGCCUUAAAAGACAUGUACUAUCAUACGGAUUGGUUAAUAAAACAUUCUUUUUUUAAA